Molecule: messenger RNA, 889 nt
Organism: Habropoda laboriosa
Lineage: Eukaryota; Metazoa; Arthropoda; Insecta; Hymenoptera; Apidae
Gene: Kr-h2
Product: Krueppel homolog 2
Exons: 6
Coding region: 128-889 (253 amino acids)
Biological process (GO): membrane organization; endoplasmic reticulum tubular network organization
Cellular component (GO): endoplasmic reticulum; membrane
Source: RefSeq, a predicted model, not a curated record
CGUAGGUAGUGAAUUUACGUGGAAGUCCUAACUCGUUCAAUUUCUCGCAAUUUACGUUCGUGCGAACAUUUAUAGAAAUUGAAGUUUUUAUUAAGUAAAUAAGUAAUUAAUAUAACAUCGUACAAAGAUGGCGGAUACUGCUAAUUCACCAAGUGAUAAUUCAGUGGAAAAAGAAGAAGGUUGGGUUGCUUUGAAAAAGCACAUUAUUCAAAAUAAGAUUAAAGUUGGAUUAUGGGUCACAAGACUUUUUACUAUCAUAUUUACUGUUGGUCACAUCUUUCCCAUAUUUGGCAAUUCUUAUAACAUUUAUUAUAAAGUAUUAAUGAGUAAUGCAGCCACUAGUGCACUACGUCUUCAUCAAAGGGUACCACGUGUUCAACUCAAUAGACAAUUUUUGGAGCAUUUAUUUCUUGAAGAUUCCUGUCAUUAUUUAUUCUAUUCUUUAAUAUUUCUGUAUGCAGCUCCUGUUACAUUGGUGUUAACUCCUAUAUUCUUAUUUGCAUUAAUACAUUUUGCCAGUUAUUCUCUAGUACUGAUUGAUUGUUUAGGACAAAACAGUUGGUGGGGAGCACGUCUUUUAAUAUCUUUAGUGGAGUUUCAAUCACGAAAUAUUUUGCGUAUUUGCGCAUUAUCUGAGCUAAUUAUUCUGCCAUUCACUGUUCUUCUUGUAUUCACGGGUCGUGCUGGUUUAUUGACACCAUUUAUUUACUUCCAAUUUUUAAAAUUACGUCUCGAUUCACAAAGAAAUCCAUUUACUCGCAACGUUUUCUAUGAAAUUAGAAAUGGAUUAAGUUCAGUCUCACAGAAACCAACAGUGCCAAUUAUAAUACGACGGAUAAUUGAAGGUCUAUUGUUACUUACACAACAAAUGGUCCCAGUUCGUCAAUAA